Molecule: messenger RNA, 792 nt
Organism: Haliotis rufescens (red abalone)
Lineage: Eukaryota; Metazoa; Mollusca; Gastropoda; Lepetellida; Haliotidae
Exons: 3
Coding region: 86-448 (120 amino acids)
Source: RefSeq, a predicted model, not a curated record
CAACGGCCUUAGCUCCAUCGCCGCCGUUGUCGCACCAGAAGAAGCUCAGCCGCAGGAUCAGUAUCUUACACGUUACCCAGCCAGGAUGGUGCGUCAAUCCAACUCCGUGCAUGUCGUCUGCUUUGUGUCCCUUAUGCUUCUUGUCUUGUUGCAAGGGCUGUCGUCUGCUGCACCCAUUGACGACUUCACGGAUGAUGAUGAAGAAGCGAUUAAGCGGUCGAUGAUGUUAUCCAGGUUGAUGGCAGUGACCAACAGACUCAACUUCAACCGGCCGCUGCUUGGUGGAGCCGGACUCCCAGACCUCGCCCCGCCCGCACCUUUCGCUAACAACGAGGAAAAGAGAUUCAGGGCACCUUUACAGGGCCGAUCAGGUGGAAUGUCUCUCUGUCUAUGGAAGGUCUGUCCCGCUGCACCUUGGCUUGUGUCGAAAAAGAGCGUCGGAAAAUGAGCAUCACGUGCCCUACCCGAGACAUCGUCGUGCACCACGUAACAGUGGCGUGGCACAUCAUCCCUCAAUCACGGUUAAGAAUGGCAGAUUGGAGAAAUUGGACAACAGCUUAGCAUCAGGAAAAUACUAUCUGUCGUUUCGGUUGAUGUUUUGGACACUAUAUAAGAUACUAUUUUCCUAUCCUGUCACGGGACUUUGUGCGAGCUCAUCUCUCGCUCUGAUGGCCUUACAAAUAAAUCUCUGAUCCCCAUACUUCCUUCCUGGUCUCAACAUGCGUGCGUGCGUGCGUGUAUGCGUGAGCGGCUAUUUGGCUGGUAAGAAAUAAAGUGUGAUACAUAUUUUAA